AAAUACGCCAGACUAACUGAGAUGGACGUGCAGGAGGAGUUUCAACGACUGUACACUCAGCUUGGACAGUUGAAAGAGAAGAACAUGAGACUAGGGAACAGACAUUUGGCAGCUAAAAUCACUGCAAUGCAAGAAGCAGCCAAAAAGAAUUACAAUGACACAAUGCGUGAAGAACAAACACCCAGUGGCAAUAUGGCCGCUGAUCAUUUGAAGCUGAACAAUGUGUUGGCUGUUGUCACUGACAAGAUAGUGUGUGCUACUGUGAUAUCAGAUGCCACAAACAAGACGAGAAGCCCUCCAAAAUCAAAAUGUGGUUCAAUUGUUUCUAGUCCCGACUCUGAAACUCCCCUUCAUGAGAUAUUAUCGCCGUCAUCGCUUCGAAUCGGAGUUUCCAGCUUGAGCAAGUCUGCGAAUGACGUAGGAGGGCCUCGUUCGGAGACGAAUGGCAGAAGCCUCUCAGAAGAUUCAUCUGCGAGUGACCGGCAGUUGCGGGGUCAUAAAGGGAAGGACAGUGAAGGUGUCGGUGACGCUGGUUUCGGACAAGUGGAUCUCGAAAUGAGCAACGAAGCAAACAUUCCAGCUGCUGCAAUUGUUCAUGUCCACGAAUUGAUAAAAAAAAAAAAGGAAAGGAGGACUUAUGACCCGCUCGCCAGAGACAAGCUAAUUGUAGGCAGGGGACUGUUGUUGACGUCACAGUUCGAUUUGUCGACAGUGAAUCACGGGAGAAGAAAUUGAUUCGAGGCUACCUUGGAUGUUUGAUGCACAGAAUGCAGGAUACAGAGAACGAAGUGGACGUACAAGAACUUGGAAAUGUGAAAUGGGAGAUCGGUAAGAAUGUGAUGUACAAAGGAAUCGAUGAAAAGAUGUAGAACAAUUCGUAGGAGAGGUGUGAAAUUGUCAGCACAUAGAAGAAGAGAACCAGACACCGUGUGAGGAGGAGAAAACGAAACGGACAAAGAUUGUGAUAAGAAGGAAAGAAGAACAGUAGCACUUACUAUUCGUUUGAGUUCCGCAAAUUAUUCUUGCGAUCGUUGUGUGAAUGGUCCAGAGAACUCUGCAGCACCAGCUUCGGAUUCACUCUUUGUCUUCUACUUCAGACACCUUCUUGAGGUAACAGCGAAACAUGGAGAAUGCCCUGUCCUUCAUAACCACCGCCGCGUGUCUCAUCUGACGAAAGCUGUCACUACAGAGGAUUCAGUGAAGGUACACGACAUAAACUGCUCAUCCUUCACGAGUUUUUCAUUUAUAUUCACAGCAAUCAGACUGAACUAGCCACAGAAGUAGAUUCGUUGUCGUUAAAUAAUUAAACAAGCAUCAUUCUUGAUUCACUUUUCACUCGCCGUACGAUGUUAACCACUACACAUGAUAAAGCGCCGUUAAACAUAACCCACAGAGAUGCGUUAUUAUCUGCCCUCGGCUCCGUAGUGAGGCAAAGUGUCACUUAUGGAAAGCCAGGCGGAAAGUUCCGUGACGUGAGUCCGUAUUGCAAGGCCCAAGACCUCCUAAUUGCAUGCCUGUAAUCUUAUCUUUGUGUAUCAUUCAGUCCACGUUAUCUGCAGUGCAGUAUUACACACCUAACACCAGAUACAAAAAAAAAGGUUUCAGUUAGAACGUCGUGACUAAGUUUGUGUUAACACCACCGGUGUAAUCGAAUCCCACCGCUGGACACGAUCCUGAGCCAGUUCAAUCCAUCAUUCAUACAAGCUAUUUCCCUGGGAUCAGUUUUCACAUCGUCCUGGAUUGAGCACAUUCGAGUAUCGACAAUGCUUCAAACCGGCGGUCGGCAUUGGCUAUUGGUUCUUUGUUGAGGGCCGCAGAAAGAUGAUGAUAAGCGAGAUUGUUCUUUUCUUUUAACUUAAAGGCUAAAGGGGGAAAGCUGCAUUUCUCCAUACAACUAAGUUUAUCGUAAAGCCUUUCUUUGUUAACUCAUUGUUUCUGAGUGUCGGCAGAAAGAGUUGUCAUGGAGCCGUGGUUCACCCCGAUAUGAUCGAUGCGUAGCAGACUGCGGAAUUGCUGUCAUAGGGUCAGCAGGUUUCUAAAGAGUGGCCGCUUGCUGGGAUUAGCAUUGGACCUGUAGCAAGUUGAUGCCGCUCGGCGGAAAACUUCAAAGGUUAAAGCAGGAAAUACCGAAUCACUCCCCACAUUUUCCGUUACUGGUUUUACUUUCCCAGUUGAAACAGGUUCUGUAGGCAUAAAUGGGGGAUUAUUCUGCUUCCAAACACUAGUUUCACUUUAAAAAUGCACGAACUUCCUAACGCAGAUCCCCUUUUUCACAAGCUAAUAGUCGCUAAGCUAGUCAAAUUCCGUACCUUGUAUGAAACACGCGGCUUCUUUACCUUAGAUAACGAACCUACCAUGUUCAUAAAAGUCUUACUUUAUUUUCCUCGUACCGUUAAGGCAAAUUCCCUGCUAGAACUUUAAAUAAGCCACGACUCUUCUUCCGCACCCUUUCAAAUCAAAAUUCGUUAAACGGUGUAUAGUCUGGCACAAAGUGUUUUUAAAGCAUUAACAGUGUUGUUUGUAUGCAUGAUUUAUAUAUUUUAUAUAAGUCAUAUGGUAGUUGAUGUUGUUACCGGCUGGGCUGUUGGAAGUAGUUUAGACCGUGGUUUAAUACUACCGUUUCUCACCAGAUGGUUCUAGCAAUACGUGGAUGACGUCAUACUCCAUUAUGUUGCCAACAUUAACAUGCAGUUCCCGAGUUAUGUGUUAUAUGGUGGUUAAGUACUGAGAUAGGUAGAUUAUCUGCGUUUAGAACAUUCCAAAAUCUAGAGUAUCGUAAUUCCUUUAGCAGCACCAAGUCAGUGGAAAUCGUGCACUACGCAAACACACUGUUCAAGCUCGCUUGUUCUCGUAUGUGCCUUGGCAAUCCAUACUACCGUUAUUUCAAAGAUGGAAGUAGCUCGGUACUAGAAGGUCUGAAAGUUAUUUGUUGGCCAUAUUUGGUGUUUUCCCUGUUAUAAAUGUGUAGUUCGACGUGAAUUCAUCUUUAUUAACAUAUAUUGUAGGUAUGUAAUUUGUUGUAUUGACGAAUAUUUCUGUUUAUUUAAGUUGGAAUGCAAUAUGUCGGAAUGUAUGAUUUUACAUUGAACUAUUUAAAUUACGGCGAUGUUACUUGAAAAUGACAGGAUUGCGACAUUGGACAAUUUGCAGAAUGAGAUUCGCACAAAAAACUUUUCUAUUGAUACUAGUGAUAAUUUCACGCCAUGUUUUCAAGUUUUUAAUGUCAUCAGCGGUACAACUAUGUUGAGCACCCACAAGUUUAUUGGUUCAUCAGUAGCCUGCUUUUAGCAGAAUACCCACAAAUUUCUUUAUAGUUGGUUUUCCAAGCUUUGAGUUUUCUCUUUCUAAGCUUGAUGUUAUUGUUUUUGUCGUUGAGGAAGUUUGGAGCAAAAAUUUGACCAGUUGCUGCUUGUCUUCUGUAAUUGCCCCAUUGUAGUGACAAUCAUUCAGUAUUUACUUUCACUCUUUUAAAUUGGUAUCAUUACAGUUUGUAUUAAUGUUCUGGGUUGAAGAGUAGUCCUUUAUAAAUGUUUUUAAUAAAUUUGCAGCCAGCAGACAAAAUCAUUUUUUGUAUCGUGUGCAUAUUUCAAUAUUUGUUAGAGAGGAUUGUGAACCUGUAAAUUACCUGUAUAAUCAUUCAUUAACUAUAGACAUUUUUCUAGUCAGGUGUAAUGUUAAUUGUGAAACUGCUGUACAGCAAAGGAGGCAAGUCAAACUAAAUUAUACACCAAUUAAGUUUUCGCAGACAGAAUUAUGUAAAAGACCAUUUUACCUAAUUGCUUCUACCAUACUACAUGGCGCAAUAACACAGAAGACAGCCAUCUUUAAAUCUCUUUAAUUACAAGGGAAUGUGUUAAUGACGGUUUAUUAAAUAUUGAUGUAAUGUAUGGUCUGAAGCUUUCAUGGUGACUAAGUAUAAUGACUUCUUCUUGGGCUCCCAACCAUGUAAGGUGUUUCCUUCAAUAAACUACCUGAACAUGAAGCCAGCAUGCACAAUAACAACAAAGAGGCAGACUCAUAAAGGUAUGGUGCAGUAUCUUAACGGCCAUACAAAAUAUAAUGUGUUCUUCCCCUAACACAAGACCAAGUGUCACACACGUGCAGAACAGUUGAAACAAUUUUAGUUUCGUGUAUUUUGAACUCUACAUUUUCAGAUAGCAUAAGGAAGACUGAGUAAACAGUCCCUGAAUUUAGUCUGCUCUUAAUUUCCUUGUGAAUGGAAUUCUGGUUUUUCUACUGUUUCCAAAUAUUUGAACUUUGCUCCACUUUAUUUACCUUUGUAAUGUUUUAUAAUUUUUGACAGUGUCCAUAUGUCAUUGUACCGUUCCGUAUUUUCUUAUUUGACAAGUAUGAAGUAUACCAACAUGAAACUGCCAUAUGUAUUCAUUGACUGACUAAAAUUGUCUACUAUUGGUACCUUGAAAUUUAAUGUUCAUAAUAGCAGUGACUUUUUAAUUGCAUAUUAAAAGUUUUGGUGCAUAAAAUUCUUACAUUUUGUUGUGUUAAAUGUGUGACAUCUGGUUUUUCUAAAAAUAUCAUAUUAGCUUCCCUGGUUGUCAGUGGUUAGGUUCAGUCCAUAUUUGUGAUUUGUGUAAAUUAUAAACAGAAAAAAUAUUGUUUGUGUAUAGAUGAA
Molecule: messenger RNA, 4633 nt
Organism: Zootermopsis nevadensis
Lineage: Eukaryota; Metazoa; Arthropoda; Insecta; Blattodea; Termopsidae
Source: RefSeq, a predicted model, not a curated record